CCAGGGGCUUCACACCGGGAGCCGCGGGAGCUGCAGGCCUUACCGGGAGAGACGCUGCACGUGGAGCCCGCGCCACUGCGCUUCCCAGCCGGCUCGGGAGCGCGGGCGGGGCCGACAGGGCCGGCCGACUCCGGAGCGGCUCUUGCAGGACUGAACGUUUGAAAUAGUUCAACCAUGACUAAAAGAGAAGCAGAGGAGCUGAUAGAAAUUGAGAUUGAUGGAACAGAGAAACCAGAGUGCACAGAGGAAAGCAUUGUAGAGCAGACCUAUGCCCCAGCUGAAUGUGUAAGCCAGGCUAUAGACAUCAAUGAACCAAUAGGCAAUCUAAAGAAGCUGCUGGAACCAAGACUACAGUGUUCUUUGGAUGCCCAUGAAAUCUGCCUACAAGAUAUCCAGCUGGAUCCAGAACGAAGUUUGUUUGAUCAAGGAGUAAAGACAGAUGGAACUGUACAGCUUAGUGUACAGGUAAUUUCUUACCAAGGAAUCGAACCCAAACUAAACAUCCUUGAAAUUGUUAAACCUGCGGAAACAGUUGAAGUAGUUAUUGAUCCCGAUGCCCACCAUGCUGAAGCAGAAGCACAUCUUGUUGAGGAAGCUCAAGUGAUAACCCUCGAUGGCACAAAACACAUCACAACCAUUUCAGAUGAGACCUCAGAACAAGUGACAAGAUGGGCUGCUGCCCUGGAAGGUUAUAGGAAAGAGCAAGAACGCCUCGGGAUACCUUAUGAUCCUAUACAGUGGUCCACAGACCAAGUCCUGCAUUGGGUGGUGUGGGUAAUGAAGGAAUUUAGUAUGACUGAUAUAGACCUCACCACGCUCAACAUUUCAGGCCGAGAGUUAUGUAGUCUCAACCAAGAAGAUUUUUUUCAGCGGGUCCCUCGAGGAGAAAUUCUUUGGAGUCAUCUGGAACUUCUUCGAAAAUAUGUGUUGGCAAGCCAAGAACAGCAGAUGAAUGAGAUAGUUACAAUUGAUCAACCUGUGCAAAUUAUUCCAGCAUCAGUACAAUCUGCUGCACCAACCACAAUUAAAGUCAUCAAUGGUAGUGCUAAGGCCGCCAAAGUACAAAGAGCUCCAAGGAUUUCUGGGGAAGAUAGAAGUUCACCUGGAAAUAGAACAGGAAACAAUGGCCAAAUCCAGCUUUGGCAGUUUUUGUUAGAACUUCUUACUGAUAAGGAUGCUCGAGACUGCAUUUCUUGGGUUGGUGAUGAAGGCGAAUUUAAACUCAAUCAGCCGGAACUGGUGGCACAGAAAUGGGGACAACGGAAAAAUAAGCCUACAAUGAACUAUGAGAAGCUCAGUCGCGCGUUGAGGUAUUAUUAUGAUGGGGACAUGAUUUGUAAAGUUCAAGGCAAGAGGUUUGUCUACAAGUUUGUCUGUGAUUUGAAGACUCUUAUUGGCUACAGUGCUGCAGAGUUGAACCGCUUGGUCACAGAAUGUGAACAGAAGAAACGGGCAAAAAUGCAGCUCCACGGAAUUGCCCAGCCAGUCACAGCAGUUGCCCUGGCUACUGCUUCUCUGCAAGCAGAAAAGGAUAAUUGAACUCUGGACCUUUUGGGAGUUAGGAGUCUUUCUUAAACAUCAGAGCAAGUAUUGCUCUACUCUUUAUUACUAAAUUUGAAUCUUUUAUUUCUAGACUGUACAAUCGGAUGCAUGAUUUUUUUAUAAAUAUUUCUUACUCUUGUGAAUUUGGAUCUUUUUACUUUGAGUAUAUAUUUUAGAAUAUGUGCUGUUAAAGGAGUACCACAAUGCCUUCAGCGUGAAGGCAGGUUAAUUGUGGGAUAGUUUGUUAAGUCAGAAAAGCUAAACUGGUCAGUAUUAAUGUCUAGCCCUACCAAAAAUAGCCAGUAGCAUCUGAGGAUGAAAAAUAAAUGAAGUGUCUCCAGAAAAGAGUCUGGCUUAGUUAGCUAUUUUUGAAAAUUUAACUUUCCCCCCUCUCUGCUGCUUUAGAUGCUGCUUCUCAUAGAACCAGAAAAAUGGAAUUUUUCACAGCUAAAGCAUGUGUGCCUGUCUCAUCUAAUCAAGCAGAGCUAAAAUAUUCAUAGAAAAUAAAAUGAUAAUAUUAAUUGCUGAACUAAGAGUAUCAAGUUAUUAAAGUAAUUUAUAUGUUUGCAAGCAAGGCCAAUAAGGAGUUGAAUGGCAGGAAAACAGUGCUGAAGAGGGAGAUCCGGGUUUAAAUUCAGCUUAGUAUAAGCCUAGCUUAAGGAUUUUUCUGUAUAAACUUCCUCAUAAUGUCAGACCAAGUAUUUAAAUUAUUUUAAGAGAAGCAUUUAAUAAACCAGCUAUUAGAAAAAUUCUGAAUUGAUCUCUGUUUUUCCUAUCAGAGAUUUAAAAAAAAAAGAUAUAUAUAUACCUCGAGCUAGAAAAUAAAGGUUUAGUUUGGUUUGAUAUGGCUGCUUUUAUUUUUUUUCUCUUUUAGUAUACCUUAUAAUACCUUCUAGUGCUGGACUAUUAUUCAAAGCAUUGGGUUUCUGUUAAAAGAAAGACCUUAAAUCAGUCAGAAAUAGUUUACUUUUCGAGAUGUUAGAAAGUCACUUCCAAGUAUUUCUAAAAAGAACAUUUCGACCUCCAGUAAAGACAGUCUCCUAACACUUUUGCACUUAUUUAUUUUCCUUUUGAAUAUUAUAUGUGUGUGUGAGUGUCAAUACUGUACACAUGUCUAACUGACCAUUGCUUACACACACACACACACACACACACACACACACACACACACACACACACACACACACACACACGGGGACAUGAUACUCAAAAGGAAAAAUAUUUCAAAAAGUUCUUAAUUCCUAUGAAUAUGAAACUCUUUUCUUACCACAAGCAAACACUAAACAAAAAUGGCUAGAAAGCUCUUGCUUGAUUGCUUAUUUACUUUAUCCUUCUUUGUUUUUUCCUCGUUUAAGGUAUUAUGUACAAAUUAUGAUUUGAGAUACUGGCAAAUAACUUCUGAUUCUCUUGUAGCAAGAGAUGGGUUCUCUCAAAUACUCGUGCACAUUCUUUCUCUUACCUCCUUUAAAUCCAUCCACCUCCCAAAACAGCUUUAUAAGAGCUCAGUUAAUACUUUUUACCAAAUACAAGAAAAGGCCAUUGUCAUACAGUCUACAUUGUAAGAUUGGCAGUUGGUGCUAUGAUACUAAAUAGUGGUUUGGAAUGAACCAGAAAAGUUAGAGAACUUAGGAACAGGGAGAGAGGAGGCAACUAAGCAUUCCUUUCUUAGUAACCUCAGAUCUUAAUCUUAAGUGCUUUGUUAUAGGAUUACUAUGUUUCAUAUCAGUUCAUUUAUAUAUAUUAAGUUCUUUAAGACCCUGUAGUAGAUAUCUAAAAAUAAUAAAGUUUACAAAUUCAAUUUUUACUUUUUAUAAAUAAAAUUAACUAGUAGUAUAAUUUGGGUGUUGUGAUUGCAAGAAUAUCUGAGUAGGAGAGCAAUAUGAAGUAAUAUGUAGAAAUUCUGCUUUAGAUAGUUGAGAACAUGUUUGCACCAUCCACUUAAUGGCCUGGAAGGUUAAUAAGUUAGUUACAGCUUUUGAAAAUAGAUAUUCUCUUCAGGUAUAUUAUCAAGUGCUUAAAAUCUUACAGUUAGAUUUAAAAUUGUUUGGAGGGGACACUGUUAAAAGUUUUAGCCAAGGUAACAGAUUUUGCGUGUGUGCGUGCAUGCGUGCGUACGUAUGGUGUGUGUGUGUGUGUGUGUGUGUGUGUAGAAAGAACACACAUUACAGAUUUCUAGUAAAGAGCUGUUACUACUCCCCCCCCCAUUCUUUGGAUAUUUAUAAACAACUUCAGUCUUUUUUGUUUUUAUCCCUCAUUAUAAUUUGAUCAGAUUUGUUCUGGUUUAAGUAAUGGAUUUUCUAUAAGGGAAAUGCUAUUUUCAGAAAAAGAUAAAACUCUUGGUCAUCUUUGUACCUUAUAUAAGAAUAAGAUUUUUGACUUUUGUUUUAAAACUCAUUUCCUAUCUGAGAUUCUCAUUGAAUCUGCAUUGGUAUAUAUCAUGCUAGCCUGACGUUUGGAAAUGUGUAUUAGAAUUAGAAAAUUAAACACGUUGGGCCGAAUAACUGUGUGGUUCAUCUUCCCAUGAAUCAGCUCUUCACAUUCAUUUCUGUGUCAAUCCAUGUCGAUUAAGAAGUUACCCAUUUUGGGGAGUCGGGGAGUAGCGCAGCAGGUUAAGUGCAGGUGGCGCAAAGCACAAGGACCGGCAUAAGGAUCCCGGUUCCCGGUUCAAGCCCUGGCUCCCCACCUGCAAGGGAGUCGCUUCACAGGCGGUGAAGCAGAUCUGCAGGUGUCUGUCUUCCUCUCCCUCUCUCUGUCUUCCCCUCCACUCUCCAUUUCUCUCUGUCCUAUCUAACAACAAUGACAUCAAUAACAACAAUAAUAAUAACUACAAUAACAAUAAAAUAAAAGAAGUAGCCCAUUUUUCUCCCCUGAUUCAUGGUGAAACCCAAGUCUGACAUUUCUUUAACAUGUUGUUCUUUGAAAUAUUUUUGGUGAGGUCUGCCAUCUUCACAUAUUUCAUGCUACUGCCUUUUAAAAAGAAUUAGUGUAUCUUUGAAAUAGCACAAAAAUUCAUAAUUGUAAGCCAACUUGUAACUACAUGUCUUCAGAUCUAGAGGGUGUAAAAAUAUUGAUAUUUCAGUGAUAUUUCACUUGCUGCCAGAAAAAAAUCUGUCUUUUGUAAAAGGGAGAAGGAAUUUUGCAUACAUUUUUACUCUUUAAAUAAAGACACAUAUACUGUCAUAGUAACAAUUAAUGUAUUUCUUUGUGGUUUUUAUUUUUUUGUAAUUUUACAUAAAACAAUUAUUUUCUAUUUUUACUCAGAUAAAAGUAUUUGUGCAUAAAAUGUAAAAAUAAUAGUAAAAUGAGAAUAAAACUAUUAUACAGUU
Messenger RNA from Erinaceus europaeus (western European hedgehog), 4868 nucleotides. RefSeq names its product GA binding protein transcription factor subunit alpha (gene GABPA). Gene Ontology annotation, biological process: regulation of transcription by RNA polymerase II; cell differentiation. The record is from RefSeq and is a predicted model, not a curated record. Gene Ontology annotation, molecular function: DNA-binding transcription factor activity, RNA polymerase II-specific; sequence-specific DNA binding. The transcript has 10 exons. Gene Ontology annotation, cellular component: nucleus. Bases 175 to 1539 code for a protein of 454 amino acids. NCBI's taxonomy places the organism in Eukaryota, Metazoa, Chordata, Mammalia, Eulipotyphla, Erinaceidae.